Strongylocentrotus purpuratus (purple sea urchin) is the source of this 7699-nucleotide messenger RNA. RefSeq names its product sorting nexin-13-like. NCBI's taxonomy places the organism in Eukaryota, Metazoa, Echinodermata, Echinoidea, Camarodonta, Strongylocentrotidae. The transcript is spliced from 21 exons. The record is from RefSeq and is a predicted model, not a curated record. Bases 625 to 3753 code for a protein of 1042 amino acids. Gene Ontology annotation, biological process: positive regulation of GTPase activity. Gene Ontology annotation, cellular component: early endosome. Gene Ontology annotation, molecular function: phosphatidylinositol binding.
CUGCUAGCUGAUUUCGGGACACCGGUUCCCGAACAGUGCUGUCGGCCGUCGGGACCCGUUUUUAUAAAAGUCCUGACAUGACUCGGACCUAAAAAGAAUGUGUGCUUAAAACGUCUCCUGUAGAUAUUCUAUUGAUUGUUUGAUGUUUUUUGAGUGACAUUUCAUGAUUCCUGUAGCCGGAAGCGACCGCUAGUGGAUGGCCUUGUUUGUGUUAAUUGUGUAUGCGUUUCUGUGUAACAACUGCGGUUUUGUCCUUCACACAGUGGCUGAGAGCCAGCGAUUGACUGCUGACAGCCCUGUAGCUGGUGCAGGCAGUCGUUGUGGCAACACAACAUCUUCCUUGCGGCGUCAGAAUGGGCGGUCGCUGGUUGUGUUAGGCAAAUGGUCGUUAUACUGUAGGUGGGCUUGUUAGUACAUGAAUGUUCUGCGAGGGAUUUAUUAGUGGUCGUUAUGGACAGGUUGGCGCUAAGGGAGGUUUGACUGUAGUUCAUUUUUAUUGCAUUUAAUGAUUAUACAAUGUAUUUCUUUGCUUUGUAAACAAAAGAGCACAUUUAAUUGGAGAAUAAGUAAUACUCUCUUGAAAUAUUGUAUCAUGGGUUCACUCAUUCAGUUAAUUUGUUAUGGAUGAUAUUACAAUAUAGGGCCUUCAUCGUUUCAUUGUAUCAUUUAUUAAUCAAAAUUUUCCUUCAACAUGUACAUUUUGUUAUUACAAAUAUCACACAUGUGCAUGUUUAUGCAUGUGAUUCAACCAGGGCUUAUUAUUUGAUUUUUAAUUAUUUUUUUCUUCUUCUUUUCUACUCACAGGAGGGCAAGGUGGGCAUUGGCUGGUUAGGGUUGGGCCUUGCCCUCUUCCUGGCAACGUUUGGUCUGAGCUACCCGGUAGUGCUCAUCUCAUCCUUUCUAGCUUUUGCAGUUGGGGCCUUAUGGGUUGUGUACAGCGGACCUGGGGCCUCGGAUUCGGUGACCAUCUUGGAUUUAAUCACCUCAGCGACCCAGCUACGGGAAGAGAGUAUUGGAGGGAGACAGAUUGUUGAAAAGAUGCAAGUUGAGCCAAGGUCGUAUAAAAUUGACAAGAGACUAACCGGAGCUAGUAUCAUAGAUGAUCAACUCCAAGAGGUUGUGUUGCUCACACUGCGUGACUAUGUGCACCCCUGGUAUCAUAAACUAAGCAACGAUGAGCAGUUCACACAUGAAAUACGACAGGUCAUCCAGAAUGCCAUCAUAUCCGUUGCCACAAAAUCAAAAGACGUGGAUUGGUUGACCUAUUUCACGAGGAAGUUAGUGGACGAUGUAGCCUCUCACGUCAGGCUCUUCAGGAAUUCUCAGGAUAAACUCAAGGCUAUCAUCAGAUCGGAAGAAACAAUUGCACCUCCACCUGACCUUGAAUCUGUCUUCUUUGAUCUGGAGAUCGAGAUGGAGAACGGAAUCUGCCGAGACCUGGUGUGCACAUCAGAAGAAAAAGAAGCGGAAUAUCUUCGAGCCAUUUCUGAAAUCUUAUUAUUUCUGCUGAUUCCGGAUCACGAGUUCCAUAGUAAGCCGUUCUGCUUCGUGCUACGGGAAGUGAUAGCCAAUGGGAUGAUCAAAUCGAUGAUUGAACAGCUCACAGAUCCUGAUUAUAUUAACCAAACCAUCAUAUGGAUUUGUAAAGACAGUACUUUCACAACAGAAGCCUUUCUACUUACAAUAAAGACAGCGGCAAACAUCGACGAACUGGAGGCCAUGAUCGAAAUUGUCGACCAUGAGAUAUACAAGCAACGGUCACGAGAUACAAAUAGACUGAUGAAAGAUGAAGGUGUAGAUGCCAAGACGCAGCUGAAGAGUCUACAGUUCUUGAGACAGAUGUGUUCAGAUACCAUCAACAGAAUACUGUCUGGUGAAGACUUGGAUGCAGCAGAAGAGGUGGAUGAUGAAGAUCAGUCGUUUGAUCCUAAGACGCUCUACUCCUUGCCUCUCAACAUCGUCCUCGUCAACAGCAUAGCACUUGCGUAUUUCAUUGACUUCAUGAGGAAAGAGAACUGCCAGUCCUAUGUUUUCUUCUGGCACACGGUGGAGGGGUACCGAGUGAUGGCUGAACAACAGCUCUCCGCCGUCCAACUGGCUAAAGUCCAACCAGGCGAUGGCGCCCCUCACAAGGAAUCUGUCGUCAUGGAGAUGCUUCGUUCAGCAGCCCUUAACAUCUUUACAGAGUAUCUUGCAGAAGAUGCAACCAAUAGGGUGAAGUUAGACAGUCAACUGGUCAAGAGAACUCAUCAGAGAAUCAAAAAUCAAACUUCACUUGACACUGUCUUCGAUGAAGCUCAAAAGAAGGUGUUCAGCAUUUUAGAAGAGGAUCGUUUCUUACCGGCCUUCAAGCUUAGUCCUAGCUAUGUGAAAUGCCUGGCAGAACUUGAUCUACUCAAAGAUGAUGAUUCAGCCCGUCUAGGAGACGAUGCUUCCGUCCAGCUUGAUUCAUCGCCUGACAACAGUACUGUGGCUUCAUCAGAAGACCUAUCGUCUUUGGGUAGCCAGGGAUCUAUAGAGCAGCUGAAUGAUCUUGAGACCCCUGGUCACAUUGACAACAACAAACCACACAUCAUGGCGUACAUCACACAUGCAAGUAUUGUUAAAGAGAAAGGCAAGUCCUAUGCUGUCUACGCAAUCCACGUUACAAGAACAGACAGUCAGGGUGUGACAGAGAUCUGGGACGUCUUCAGGCGAUACAGCGACUUCCAUGACCUUCAUAUGUGCCUGGCGGAAAAAUACGAGUCGCUUCGAACUCUACUCCUGCCGGCGAAACGUGCUUUCAAGAACACCAAUAAGAGCUUCUUAGAGAAGAGGGCAAAGUCACUCACGCAAUAUAUUCAGACUCUUCUAAAUCAAGAUGUGCUGACCACUAAUCCUGGUCUACAGAGCAUUAUCUGUAAUUUCCUGGAGCCGGGAGUCUAUCAUAGGGGCAAAGGUCUAUUGGCAAGACGGAUGGACCAUUUUGUUAACCCUUUGAAGACUGGCGUUCGCAACGUGGCCCACACAGUCAAAGUCCUCCCAGGGAAUCUUGCUGAUGGCGUUACCAUGGUAUCAGAUAAGAUGUCCGACACCAUGAAUAAAGUCUUCAAGCCACCCAAGCAAUUGCAAGAUAUUGGUAGAGUGUCUUCUGUAAUCAGCUCUGCAGAUGAUGACAACAUUCCAUUGCGGGUCAUGCUGCUGCUAGUGGAUGAAGUCUUUGACCUGAAGAAUCGUGAUCAGUGGCUACGUCGUCAGGUGGAAACCCUCCUGCGACAGAUCAUCAAGGCAGCAUUUGGCACCAAGAUCAACUCCAGGAUAAUCGAGGGAGUGGAGACAAUCACAUCACCAGCUCAUGUGGCAGAACUUGUAAAAAGAUUCAAAGAGUCUUUCUGGCCUGGUGGUGUGCUAGCAGAAGUCCCUGAACCCAGAGAUGAGGCUACAAAGCUCAGGACCAGAGUUGCUGCUAAGGCUGAAUUAUUUGGCAGUGUGCCAGAUGACCUGAAGAAUUUCAUCGGCUCGGAGACGACGCGGCGGGGGAUGCUGAGAACCUUUAACAUGCUUCAGAACCACACGCUGAACAAACGACUCUUCUACGUGUUCCUCGAGAAUCUCCUCCUGACCCUCUACCCAGAAAACAAGUUUGGCGAAAUCUUCCGCAAACUCCACUCCCAGUCACCGCGAAUACGAGCCCGCAAGGAGAAGCUCCUAGAACAAGAGGGGGCGACACAGCACCAGCAUCAGGAGCUGCGUAGGCGAAGAGACGUCAGGUGACAUACAGUGAACGCUGCGAGAAUCAAACAUCCAAUUUCUGUAGCUUAAGUCCUGUUCCGCGAUGUCAAGUUGGAAGGUGUAAGAUGCAACCAAGGUCCAGUUUCUCAAAACUGCCACAGUUCGUAGACAUCCCAUAUUAAAGUGUUCAAAUCACCUAAAACAAUGUACCGGUAAUGCGUGUUUAGCCAAAAUAUAUACAGUGCGUCCAAGAAAAAACGAAACCGAGAAUUAUCAAUGUUUUAUCAUAACUGUAUAGUCAACCAACAAUAAUUUUGACUCGCAUUUUAUAGGUUAACGGUUUAGGAGUAUGAUGAAAAUGAAGGGUAAUACAAAACGCUUUGUAUGGAGCCCUGGUUCUGUGCGCACCUUAUUCUAUGCGAGCAAGAAAUAGUGUACUCAACGGCAUUUUACUACUUACUUAGAGUUUAUCGAAAAUGCAAAACCUCUUUGUAGAAGUAAUAUUUGAAGAUCAUGCACUGUCCUUUGAAUAUUGCAUAGCAAUAUGGAACCCCUUUAAUACAUCAAGAGGAAAACAUGUUUUGGUGAUUGGUUCACUUUAAGUCUGGAUGACUCAUGUUUCAAUUGCAUGUCCAAGAAGUAAGACUUAUGCCGGUUUGAGAAACAGCCCCCAUGUUGUUCUUUGGUUGCUCUCUGGCUUCAUGUGAUGCAGAUGCAGUUUGCUACUGUCGCCCUACUGAUUGAACCUAAUAUUUGAUUCUAGGACCGCUCUGACAAUCAAUCAUUAAUAUUUUGAAUGUUACAAGACAUUCUUCAUUUCUGCUUGUAAAAUAGAAUAACAUACAGGUGUAUACAGUUGAAGGAAUGUAAAACAGAUCUCUAAAUAAAUACAUAUCUUGGAGGUAAUUUAAAAUUUCAUCUUGAUUUCGUCACCAUAGGUGUCAUUUAAAAGCUUAAUAUACAAUAUAGGACAAAUAAUAUUGUAAAUUCUAAAUACCUGUAUUUGAUAUGGUAUGGGAUACACUUUUUAUUCAUAAAUUUAAAAAAAAAUAAUUCUGAAUUGCACCCAUUUUAUCAUGAAUUACAUGUACUUUUUAUCAUUCUAAUUUCUAUCAUGAGAUAUCAAAACUAACUUAUCCUCAUAAUGUCCUUCAUUAUUAAAAAAAGUCUAGAAAAUGGUCUUAAAUUUGUACAGCACCAGAAAUCACAGUAGCAACUGCAGUCUACACAUGCUGCAUCUGUGGCAAGACAGUAAUGGCAAUUUGUAUCUAGAUUUCAAGAAUUCAAAUUCCAAGAUUCUUUGCAAAUUGAUCCUUUUGGGGGAAUUAUCCAUCAUUUGUUUUUCAUGCCAAAGACUACAUUGUAAAGUACCCUUCCUCUUCACCAAAUGUUGCAAUGAUUUGUUUUUGAAGGAUUCUGUCAUAUUGGAAAUACUACAAUUGUGUAUACUCUUUUAUUUAAUACAUUAUUUUAUUGACAACGAGACAACAGCAAAACCUCAGUCACACCAAUGAGACUGACACCAGAUCAAACUUGGAGCAUAAUGAGGGAACUAUUUCAGUGCUCCGUCAAUAUGACAUCUCAACGAGUGUCAUUUUUGUUGAUGUAACUAUCUCUACUCUAGUUACAUACUCCUAUAAUGGCCAAGUUGCUUUAGAGUCAAUUUCAGUUUGACAGUGUGACCAAGGUGAGAACACUUGAGGCUUGUUCAGAUACAGUCAAUCCACAAUGUUUGAUAAUUAUAUUGGUGAGUGCAUACAUACAUACACACCAGCUUAGAAUUAUAUUGGUGAGUGCAUACAUACAUACACACCAGCUUAGAAUUAUUUAAGUCUUUAAUUCGGGUUUAAAUUUAAAUAAUUUGCGUUUUUAGGCUAAAUUUGUACUUCAAAAAUUCCAAGACUACCGGUACCUACUUUGCGUCAAUUUCAAUUUGACAUUUUUGUUCACUGGAAUAAUUUCUCUGGUGUACCAUUCAAAUUAUACAAUUUGCUUUUUUAGCUGGGUCAGGAACCACAAACACAAAUUACGAUGCAAAAUCACUGAUGAAAAAAAGUUGCAUAAUUACGGUCAAUUAAUAUUGUGGAAAUAAUACUUUGAACUUCAUGUAUUAUGUUAAAUUUGGUAUAGGAAUGAAGAAUCAGAUGGUGUGGCACUCUGCCAUGACAAAUGAAGAUAACACUCUCUAUCGUCAUCAAAGCACCAUGCUGCAAUAUCACCCUGAAAAUUAUACUCAGUUCAGCCCUCGCAAAUCAGUGAAGUUCGUGGAUGAGAAUGCUAAAUGAAUAUUAAUUGUAAGCCUCAUUGGCUUAUAUGCACCACGGUCUGACUGGAUAUGAUGCAGCAAAACUACUACAGGUUCUUUUAUUAUGAUGAUGUUAUGUGUAAUAUGGCAUCACAUUGCUGGAUCUUCUAUAAACCUGUGUAUGAUCAAAUCUCUUUGCUUAUAACACAGAGUUAAAGGGCAAUCCAACACUUGGUUUAAAUUAAUUUGUAUGAAAGCAGGAAAAUAAUAGAAACAGAAUGGUGAAAGUUUGAAAUAAAUGUAUGUAAUAUGAGAUUACUAUACCAUUGCAAAUCUCAAAUUGGCAGUUUGCUAAGUGGAUUGUGACAUAGCCAAUUUCUGUUUUUUUCCUAAGCGCCUUCUCCCUUCGGGCACUACUUGAAAUAUAUUAUGGACAGCAUACUAGUAACAGUCCUCCAAAGAAUAUAGACCUUCCCGAGUCACACAAUUUUGAUUUUUUUUGUUUUUUUUUUGUUGGUGUGUUGGAACAAGUGGGAAAGUUUUGCGCCAAUACAAAAAUGCAGCCGUUUACGUUGUCUAUCUGAAUGAGCCUUUAUUUAGUGUCUCCAUAGAAAAGAAUCUUACACCAAUUCAAUCAUACUUGUAUAUCUUAUCUUCAGAAGUUAAAUUUGGUUUGUACGCUCUGGGACAUGCCUCAGUUCUCGUAGAGCUUUGCCUUAUCAGGAUUAUUUUUCUGCCAUAGCUGGUGUCUAUGAGGGUGCGUGAGUGUGUAUAUGUUUGUGUGUGUCAGUAACAGUCUGGUUCUAUACUUUUACAAUUGUCUCCAUUCAACCUCCCUACUAUUGAAACCAAUUCUGUUAGGAGCCACAAGGGUGUAAACUCAUGUGUUAAUAUCUAUGAGUUAAUGCCCUUCUUGCUCCAAACAGUGGAAAUCGUGAUAUUGUCUGUUUAGAGGAAAAAGGAUUAUAACUCAUAUACAUGUACUUAAACACAGAGUUAAGUUCUCCUGUCUCUGAACAAGUAAUAAUAGGGAGAGAAUUUCUUUCUUUCUUUUUUUGUUUUUGUCAAAGUGAUUCAAGUUUUAACCGGAAUAUCAAAGUAAUGAUAAUUAUAAAUGUUGUACACUGUAAAAUAUAUUGUGCCAUAAAAACAAAAGAGUUCAGAGGUACAUGUAGGCAUAUGUACAUAUACCUUAAAUGUUUGAUCUUUUCAUAUUUUCCUAGAUGGAAUUGAAUGUAAAUUUCUCUCCUUAUUUGUACAACAAUUGAUCAGAAUUUUAAUGACAUUGAGCGCGACACAAGGUUGAAAUGUUUCGUUUUUUAAAAUCUUGUUCGCAUAUGGCAUGCUGAACCACCUUACAAACAAAAGUAUGUGGCAUAAAUAACUAAUUGUGUGCUUUACAUUUAUGCCUCACCAUGCAAAGAUACUUUGGGGAGAACAUUCACCAGGGUACAUCCUUGGAGGCAGCUACUCUUUGCUGUGAUGUUUAGUUUUUCUUUUAUAUUGGAUUUAUCAUGUCACGUGUAAAGGAGGCCAUUUGGAGUGUCUCAUAUUGGAUGGAUGUGCAAUCAAUGAAGAUAAUUUUGCGAUGAUUUCUUUCAUUUUUCUGGGCUGCUCUUAAUAUCAGUUCAAGUUCAUUUUUUCCCUGUUUGAUAUAUUAUUCUUUUAAGACUUUGAAAUGUGCAAAUGUUUGCAGUGAUUGAUGUUGAAAAUACUUAAAUGUGCAAGUAGCACAAAAAUGAC